GGAAUGCUAAGGGCAAGCAACAUUCGUAAAAACACACUCCCACCUACAGCAACGCUACUACUCAGCACGGAAGACAAAAAUUAAGAGAAAAAGAAACCAUGACCAUUGAAGUAUCAGUGCCGCCCACCAAGGAUUUGGUCACCCGUGUCCUCAAGCAAGCUGGCCAUGUGGGCUUCGACACCCUACCCGAUCAGUUGGUGAAUAAAAGUGUACAAAAUGGCUUUGUUUUCAAUGUCAUGUGUAUUGGAGAGACGGGAUUGGGUAAGUCAACCCUAAUGGACUCUCUGUUCAAUACCAGUUUCGAAUCGGUGGCCAGCCCCCAUACCCUGCCCAAUGUAAAGCUAAAAGCCAAUACCUAUGAGCUGCAAGAGAGCAAUGUCCAGCUGAAACUGACCAUAUGCGAUACGGUUGGCUUUGGUGAUCAAAUCAACAAGGAGAAUUCCUUUAAGGCCGUGGUGGAUUACAUCGAUGUACAAUUCGAAUCCUAUCUGCAGGAGGAAUUGAAAAUCAACAGAUCUUUGGUAAAUUUCCAUGAUAGUCGCAUACAUGCCUGUCUGUAUUUCCUGUGUCCCACGGGUCAUGGUUUGAAAUCUCUGGAUUUGUUGUGCAUGAAGCAACUGGAUAGCAAAGUGAACAUAAUACCUAUCAUUGCCAAGGCGGAUACGGUCUCCAAGGCAGAGCUACAACGUUUUAAGUCGAAAAUCUUGGAAGAGUUGAGUAAAAAUGGUGUAAACAUUUAUCGUUUCCCCACCGACGAUGAAACCGUGGCCGAUACCAACUCCACCAUGAAUGAUCACAUUCCCUUUGCCGUGGUGGGUAGUCGAGAAUUUGUGAAGAUUGGCAAUAAACAAGUCCGCGCCCGUCAAUAUCCCUGGGGCACAGUGCAGGUGGAGAAUGAGGUCCACUGUGACUUUGUAAAGCUGCGGGAAAUGUUGAUACGCACCAAUAUGGAAGAUAUGCGGGAGCAGACCCACCAAAAACACUACGCGUUGUAUCGUCAAACUAGGCUACUGGAAAUGGGUUUCUGUGAUUUGGAUAAUGACAACAAACCCGUAUCGUUCCAAGAGAUAUUCGAGGUAAAGAGAUCGACUCAUCUCAAUGAAUUGCAAGCCAAGGAGGAGGAGGUACGACAAAUGUUCGUGCAACGUGUCAAAGCCAAAGAGGCAGAACUGAAGGAUAACGAAAGGGAACUACAUGCCCGUUUCGAUAAACUGAAGAAGGAGCAUGCCGAAGAGAAGCGAAGAUUGGAGGAAACUCGUCAGAAGCUGGAAGAGGAAUAUAUUGAAUUCACCACCCAUCGGAAUCAUUACAAUUCCAGUAAUCACACCAUGACUCUGGGGAAAAGGGGAAAGAAGUAAUUUCCUGGCGGAAAGGAAGUGUCAUUUAUUGUAGAAUUUCUGAAAUAAAUCAAAUCCGUACCAAUUUGUUCAAAACAUUUUGAGUUCUUUCUCCAUCUAAUUUUUAAUAAAAUUUUGAGUUUUUUAAUUAACAAA
Messenger RNA from Musca domestica (house fly), 1493 nucleotides. Its product is annotated as septin-2-like. Gene Ontology annotation, biological process: cytoskeleton-dependent cytokinesis. Bases 99 to 1358 code for a protein of 419 amino acids. The record is from RefSeq and is a predicted model, not a curated record. Gene Ontology annotation, cellular component: microtubule cytoskeleton; septin ring; cell division site. Gene Ontology annotation, molecular function: GTPase activity; molecular adaptor activity; GTP binding. NCBI's taxonomy places the organism in Eukaryota, Metazoa, Arthropoda, Insecta, Diptera, Muscidae. The transcript has a single exon.